Molecule: messenger RNA, 1855 nt
Organism: Cyprinus carpio (common carp)
Lineage: Eukaryota; Metazoa; Chordata; Actinopteri; Cypriniformes; Cyprinidae
Exons: 8
Coding region: 816-1652 (278 amino acids)
Biological process (GO): interleukin-15-mediated signaling pathway; T cell activation; positive regulation of ERK1 and ERK2 cascade
Cellular component (GO): membrane raft; external side of plasma membrane
Molecular function (GO): protein tyrosine kinase binding; MHC class II protein binding
Source: RefSeq, a predicted model, not a curated record
AAGAGAGAAUGGUGUGUGCAAGGCACUGCUGUGUGUGUGAGUGACAAAAAUCAAGAUUAAUCCAAACAGGAUUGAUUUAUUUCAUUUGUUUAGCCUUUUAAGAGGGAACUAGUAACUACUUCAGCCAGCCGAUCGCUGAUUAAUGUUAUUUGUUUUCACAAUAGUCUGUGUUUGGCGCAGAGAAAGUAAUGCGUCAUCAGUCAGCCUUCAUUUACAUUCAAGCGAGUCCCGUGCAAGUUAUUUGAAACUUAAAACAGACUUUGUUACUGUCAUUUAGUAGUUUACUUGCAAACUGUGAGUGAUUCAGAGGAGCGGCAGGACUCGACGCCCAAGUAGCGCUCUGAGCCACCGAGGGGUUCAGAGUUCCCCUGGCAACGAGGGAUCGCUGGGGAGGUCCAGACGCCUUGUCAGGGAUGAUCAGCACCCAUGAUUCGAGGAUCCUAAAUCGGGAGAACUCAUUGGAUUAAAGGUACCUCAGUUUACAUUUUGUUUGGCUCUUCGGAGUGAAGCGGCCAGUUGUCUGUUUAUUUUCGUGGCCACAAUGAUCACCAGCAAUGGUACAGGCCUGCAACGGGGAUGCAUCAAGUUGAUUCCAGUUAUUCUGAGCUCCAGCUGUUGCUGCUCCGAUGCAAGAAUAAAUCACUUUAUCCUCAUCUUGAACCUGAAUGAGCAGAUUGGUGGUGGCUCGUCGGGGGAGGCAAAAAUUUUGAGAUCUCAUCUCUGAUUCCUCUACGCGCAAAGAGGACGAUCACCUCCCUGGGUCUGUUGGCCUCUUUUUUUUCCCCACCCGAUGCACAACAUCUACAGCAUCAUACAUGUUGGAGGAGAAUUCAGGUACCACUGGAGUGGAUGACACUCACAAGUUCUGCAGUUCUGGUGAAAAUGUCCGUCUGCCCUGUAAUAAUGCUCUUUCUGACUGUACAUCAACUACAUGGAUCUAUAGCAGACGUUCAGAGACAGUUGAACUGAUUGCUGGAGGGGAAAAGAAGAAUGAUAUAGAGAGACAUGAGAGACUGAGUCUGGGCCCUGACUGCUCUCUGAACAUCAAGAAAAUCACAAAAGAAGAUUAUGGAUUUUACAUCUGCAAUCAAUAUGUGAAUGAACAACUACAAGGAACUGAUGCACGUUUUUAUCUGCAUUUUCUUCAUGUCUUUCCAUCAUCCACACAGUCAAAGAUCAGACCAGGCAGCUCUGUGACUCUCUUCUGUCAUUUGUAUAUUGAUGGAGUCUCUUGUGAUACUUUAGUCCGUGCUGAUGGAGUUCAGCUGAUCUGGGUGAAUCAGGCUGGUGCGAAUCUGCAGGCAGACUCCAGAUAUCAGAUAUCACCACCAGGACAGUGUAUCAGCACUCUGACUACAACACUCCUGGAUGAAGAUCACAACAGAGAGUGGAGAUGUCAGGUUACUCAGAGAAACGAAGUGAAGACCUCAGCUGCAUAUAUUGUCAGGUAUUCAGAUUCAGCUGACAGCACAUCAGAGCCUGUAGUCUUUAUGACUGCUGGACCAUUAUUCAGAGUGAUUGUGAUUAUUUUUGAGAUUGCAGUGUUUGCUGCUCCUACUGUGAUUCUCCUUCAGAUCAUCUGUUCAAGAAGAGCUGGAAGGAAGAACUCUCACCACCCAAAGGAAAUAGAGAUGUCUACAGUAUUACAAUGAAAUAACUUCUAUAAAUGUACUAUAUAUAUAAAGAUUACAGCACAAUUUAUUUGAAUGUUUAUGGAUAUUGCAUACAGCUUUUAAUGUCAUUUUCCAGUGCUCUAUAUUGUACCUACUGCUUUUAAAUAUUAUAUUAAAUACAGUAAUCAACAAAGCAAGACACGUACCUUAAUAAAUGUAUAAUUGUUUACACAAAAAUCAUA